Colletotrichum karsti is the source of this 1548-nucleotide messenger RNA. RefSeq names its product FAD binding domain-containing protein. The coding region runs from base 1 to 1548 and encodes 515 amino acids. The record is from RefSeq and is a predicted model, not a curated record. The transcript is spliced from 5 exons. NCBI's taxonomy places the organism in Eukaryota, Fungi, Ascomycota, Sordariomycetes, Glomerellales, Glomerellaceae. Gene Ontology annotation, molecular function: FAD binding.
AUGGCUCCCACUUCCACACUCGCCGCGGCUUUGCUGCUCUCGGGACUCGCAGCCGGUCAACUUGAAGUGGGCUUUCGGCCACAAGCCCGCCAGGCCCCGCCUGCCAGCGGCUACACAGGUUGCGAUGCUCUCAUCGCAGCUGGGCUUUCCGACCGUGUCUCGUUCCCCACCGACACGGAAUACAACUCCAGCAUCGCCUCCUACUGGUCUGCCACAUCCCAAGCCCUUCACCCGUGGUGCAUCGUCAAGCCCAACAACACCGAGGAGGUCUCCAGGGCGUUCUCCGCUCUCGUCAACACCAGCGCCGCCGGCAACUGGGACAUUGCCAUUCGUGGCGGCGGUCACUCUCACUUUGCCUCGAACAACGUGGCUCAGGGUGUCACCAUCGACAUGAGCCGCAUGAACUCGGCGGUCUACAAGAACUGCAGUGGCACUGUAUCCAUCGGAGCCGGCGCCAGAUGGGGAACCGUCUACAAGGAGAUUGAAAAGUACGGCCAGACAGUCACCGGAGGUCGCGAGGGAAAUGUUGGCGUUGCUGGCCUGACCCUCGGCGGCGGCGCGUCUUUCCACACCGGUGUUCGCGGAUUCGCUUGCGAUGACGUGAAGAAUUACGAGGUCGUUCUUGCCGACGGUUCCGUCGUGAACGCCAACGCUGGCGAGAACCCGGACUUGUUCAAGGCGCUGAAGGGUGGCAGCAACAACUUCGGCAUCGUGACGCGCUUCGACAUGCAGACGUUUGCUGCGGCUCCGGGUGGUCUCUAUGGAGGCUUGAUCUUCAUGGACUAUGAGCACAAGGAUGCCGUCAUGAAGCAGUUUGUCAACCUGAUCGAGACCAACGAGAAGCACCCAGAGGACACUGAGGUUGUCACAUUUGCUUACUCCAGCGAGAGCUCUGCCCCUAUGAUUGCCGUCCAAGCCGUCAACACCGCUGGUGUCGCCAACUCGACGUCUUUCGCGCCGCUCGCUACCCUUCCUUCCUUUUUCGACGACAGGAAGAAGAAGACUUACGGCACUCUUAUCACUGACCAUACCAUGGCCGGUGGAGCGAGAAACGUGUGGUUCUCUCUCUGCUUCCACAACGACAUGGAGAUCAUGACCAAGAUGGCCGAGCUCUACGACAAGCUUCUCGCCGAACUCCAACUUCUCAUUCCGUCCCCGGACCUUCACCUCACUUUCGUCAGCCAGCCUCUGCCGAAGCACUUCGCGACCAAGGGCAGCGGCAACAACGUCUUGGGCCUCGACACCUCGUUGACGCACAACUCCAUCAUCUGGCUCGGCCAGGCACAGACGCGCACUGCUGAUCAGGAGGCUUUGGCUCACACCAAGCUCGCGGCCGCGGCGGCCGAGCUUGAGGCAUUUGCCGAGGGUAAGGGCAUGGCAACCCCUUGGCGGUACCUCAACUACGUCAACCCUGCUCAGGACCCUAUCAAGACGUACGGAGAAGAGAACGUCAAGUUUCUCAAGGAUGUUGCGGCAAAGUACGAUCCCACCGGUGUCUUCCAGACUAGGGUUCCUGGUGGCUUCAAGAUUUCCAAGGUGUCCUUAUAA